Messenger RNA from Phaedon cochleariae (mustard beetle), 817 nucleotides. The record is from the annotation of a GenBank genome assembly. Lineage: Eukaryota; Metazoa; Arthropoda; Insecta; Coleoptera; Chrysomelidae.
UUACUUGUUAUUAAUUAAAUAAUCAAUUGAAUCAGCUGACAACACAGGAAAAGGAAUUAUGACGUCAGUACUGCAUAGACGAAGUUUGCUGCUGAAAGCUAGCUAUAGGUAUAUUUGAACGUUCCAUGAAAUUGUAGGGUAUAGUGGUAUUAUUCAAAUGGUGUUGUUGUUGUUUGAAGUAUGACGUAUUCUAUCAACAAAUUGAUCCAAAUAUGGAAAUAGGACUGAAAAUGGACCACCUAUCAGUUGAAUAUUUUGGUAAAUGUAUUCACGAUAUAGUUUCAAUCUCGGACGCAAUUUUGGAUGGUUGGGUGAUGAAAAUCAAAAAUGACUCGGAAAACGGAAAAUAUAUAGUUAAAAAGCAGACUACUUUGCUCAAAGCGCCUGAGGAUGCCAGUGAAGUACCUGUCACUUUCGAAUACCACGUUGCAUAUAAUAUCAGUUAUGGAGUUCCAGUAUUAUGUUUCAACAUUUGGCAACCAGAUGGAUCCCUGUUGACUCUAGAAGGGUAUUGGAAAAGUAAUAUGGCGUUUGGAGAUUCCAAUAUGUAUGAAACUUUGACUCAAAUGGAUCAUCCUGUACUAUGUAAACCUUUUCUGAGCCUCCAUCCUUGCAAGACCCAGGAAAUUUUACAGACGUUUCUGGCGACCAGUAAGAAUCCCGUUAUAUCUUGGCUGACUGUGGUAGGGCCUUUUGUCAGUUUAAAUUUGCUCGAAGAAUACGUAAAGCAUUGUUGAGAAUUGUAUUGAAAUUGCUUCGCGUAAUUCAUCUGCUUUGUCUGAUGUGCAUCUCCCAUGACUUGACAAUAUAUUUUCGA